AUGGCCGCUGAGGAAAAGAGCAGGAUCUUGGUGGUCGGCGGCACGGGGUGCCUGGGCCGGCACGUCGUCGCGGAGAGUGCACGGCUGGGUCACCCCACCCUCGCGCUCGUCCGGGACACGGCUCCGUCCGACCCGGCCAAGGCCCAUCUGCUCAAGAGCUUCCAGGACACCGGCGGCGUCACGCUCCUCAAGGGCAACCUGGAUGACAACGGCAGCGUGGUGAGCGCCAUCAGGCUUGCCGACGUGGUCUUCUCCACCGUCGGGGUGCGGCAGAUCCCCUACCAGACCAAGCUCGUCGCCGCCAUCAAGGAGGCCGGAAACGUCAAGAGGUUCUUGCCGUCGGAGUUCGGCCUGGACGCCGACCGCUCGGAGGCCGUGGAGCCGACCAGGUCCAUGAUCACGGUGACCAAGGCGGCCAUCCGCCGCGCCGUCGAGGCCGCGGGCGUCCCCUACACUCACGUGCUGGCGGGCUACUUCUUCUGCUACGGGCUGCCCGGCGUCGGGCAGGUGCUCGCCCAGGCGCCCCCCGUCGACACGGCCGUCAUCCUCGGCGACGGCGUCGCCAGGGUGGUGUUCGUGGACGAGGCGAACAUCGCGGCCUACACCGUGCUCGCCGCCGGCGACCCUCGCGCCGAGAACAAGACGCUGCACAUCAGGCCGCCGGCCAACACGCUGUCGCACAACGAGCUGCUGGCGCUCUUGGAGGGGAAGACCGGCAGGGCGCUCGAGCGCGUGCACGUCCCCGAGGACGCUGUCCUCAAGCAGAUCCACUUGGCCGUUAAUGAAAGUGUGUGA
Molecule: messenger RNA, 795 nt
Organism: Panicum virgatum (switchgrass)
Lineage: Eukaryota; Viridiplantae; Streptophyta; Magnoliopsida; Poales; Poaceae
Product: isoflavone reductase homolog IRL-like
Exons: 2
Coding region: 1-795 (264 amino acids)
Molecular function (GO): oxidoreductase activity
Source: RefSeq, a predicted model, not a curated record